This is a messenger RNA of Actinia tenebrosa (Australian red waratah sea anemone), 3441 nucleotides long. RefSeq lists its product as uncharacterized. Gene Ontology annotation, molecular function: protein binding. The record is from RefSeq and is a predicted model, not a curated record. NCBI's taxonomy places the organism in Eukaryota, Metazoa, Cnidaria, Anthozoa, Actiniaria, Actiniidae.
CGCUUCGCGUUGGACGGUUUCUUUACUAAAAUAGGAAAAAUAUUUAGGGACCUAAUCCACGAUGAGUAGGAGUACAAGAGAUCUCCGAGAACUGAUAUGUAUGUCAAGGCUGUCUUAUCAUGGAGAAGAUGAUAAUAUGAAUUCUUUUUUGGAUCCAAAUGAAUUUGACAACGAAGUUGACUGUAAUCCAGUUCCCAAGGAAACCACAUCAACUGUGCACUCGGCUUCCAAAAAAUAUCCAAAAACGAAAGUUUUACCUGCAGUUAGUCCUCCUGUUUCUCCAGAGUCGUCUGGAAGGGGGUCUCCUUUGCCUCCAAUAAGGAAAUCUAAGUCAGCAAGCAGUGAGAGUUCGAGUUCAGGUGGUUCUUUGCCUUGCAGUCCAAAUGGUUCUGUCUCUUCACUAGACAAGACAUCAUUAAAACGACCCUUAAAACCAAUAUCUAGUAUGAAAGAAAAUGACUCUUGUAAACCAGUAAAGACAAAUAUCGAUUCUCUCUUGUCGUUUUUUGAUGCAACUGUGAUUGGUGACUGGCUGUCUCGCUCUAACCAAACAGUUGAUAGCAUAACAUCAUGGGUCCAUGCAGACAACAACUUUGUCAACUUUGCAAACUUCUGGCUAACAGAAUUAUCACCCAGUAAGCGAUGGGAGUUAGUUGCUAUGGAAUUUGGCAUAGUUAUGGAUGAGUUAAAGUUUGCUUUUGGAGUAGGAAUAGAAGAUAAGAAUUUGACGAUACAAGAUGUGUCAACUUUUAUGAGUUCAGUUUUAUGGGAGUAUCCUCAAAAGUUUUCAUCCACUAGAGGGAGUGCAUUCUUCUUGAACCUUGUUAUGUGCCUUUGUUGUGGACGUAAAGAAAGCUACAAGGCUCUGCUAUCGGAUGUUCGAUGUUCAAYGUCAAAUAAACAGUUUGUUCAGUUUGUUUUGGCAACAAGAGCAUUUGCUUUGGUGAGCCUGUGUUCAGGUGUGAUUGCAUUCUACAAGCAAAUUAAAUCACUGGAAUUUUACUCAGGCACAGGAGUUCCUUCUCUCAAUAAGGACAUUCAUUCAUUUGCCACAGAUUUUGCUUUUCAGGCCAUAGAAAAAGGUUUGGUUAAAGUGUUUCAAUAUUUAAUGCUUAACUAUGAACUGAAAGCAGURACAGAAACAACUGAAGAUGGGAGGUGCUUUUUGUUUGCUGCAAUACUCAGUGGUCAAGAAGAAAUAUUGAGACUGUUACUAAAGUUUCACCCCAAUUUAGAUGUAAAUAGACGAUCAGUGUCAUCUGGUAAUACACCUCUACAUGCUGCUGUCAAUGCUGGUAACACUAGCAUUGUCAAGGUACUUGUUGAAGCUGGAGCUAAUGUGAAUUCCUGGAAUGGUGAAUGUGAAGGUGCAGCACCACUACACUGGGCAGUCAUCAGUGGGAAUAAAGACAUGGUUUCCCUGUUGCUAUCCUUGGGUUGUGAUCCAUCAGUGAAAAUGGGAAUUCCUGCAAGUGUCACUCCACUGGAUCUUGCUAGAGAUCUUGGACUAGAUCAGAUUGUAACACUACUGGAAGAUGUUAAAAUUUCUGACUGAAAAUAGAAAGUGUCAUCAUAUCUGUGAUAUUACCUUGGAAUUGUUGAAGUUAAAAACAUAUUACUGGUAAAGAUAUGAGCAUCAUUGCCUAUUUUUGUGCGUAUGCAUAGAUAUUUAUGCUUAUUUUAAUAACAUUAAGAAUCACAUAUUAAUUUUCUAUCUUGACAAAUUAUGUUUUAAUGUGUGAUGUUUGAACCCAGGACCAUUGAGUGAGGAAUAUGUCAGUGUGUUUGUCCUGAAGAGAGUAAGAAAGAUUGUAGUUAGUGUUAACUGACAUUUUCAUAAUCUAAGCAUUCACAGCAUUCCUAUGACAUUCCACCAUACUUACUUUGUCCCUUGCUUUUGAAAACUUUGUAUUUUCCAACAUUGYCAUGGAAACACUUGGAUUGACAUCCAUAAAGUGCUACUUAAUUGUCGCAAGCAUUUUCCUUUGCCUGCUAAUCAAAAAAGUAUAAAGAUGUUCGCGUAGAGAUUUUCAUGUCAGGUACCAUCAGUCAUGUUUGAUUGACAUCCACAGAAUACUACUCUGUUGUGAGAAUAAUCCUAUAUCUGUUUUCAAGUUUAAAUCAUAAAGAUGCCAUAUAGGGAUUUGCAUGAUUAGGUGCUGCCGAUCAUGUUGGAUAGCAAAAUAGCAAUCUCUUUCCUUAAGGAUUUGAAUUCUUUGUCAUUUAAAGUUGUCUUAUUUUGUCUCAUCSAACAAGGCUGCCAUUAUUAUACAAAACUUUGAUGAAGCUUCCUUUGCAAAGUAAGUUCAACAAUGAUGAAAAACAUUUUWAAAAAAACAAGUAUAUUUUCAUUUUACUGAUGCUCAAAAAAGGUUUUCUUCAAGAGUUAUUUUAUGACAUGCAAAAAGUUUGUAUUCUUGAAAUGAAAUUAAAUUAUUUUGUGAUGUUGGUUAAAUGUCUCCAGGUGUCUCAUUUCUUACAUGUUAAAUGGCAUGUAGGUCAUAGUUCACACCUACAAAAAAACCUUUUUAUUAAAGUUUCUAGCACCCGCUACAAGUCUGAAAAAAUUUCGUUGAUAGGAAAUGAGUUGACUCUUUUAGUUCAUUUUGUUUAUUCAAAGCAAAAUUUAGCGUAGGCCGACAAAAAGAGUUAUAAUUCACACCUAAAGAAAACCUUUUUCAUCAAAAGUUUCUAGAAACUGCUUAACAAGACUGAAUAAAGAUUUUUCUUUAGGAAAUAAGUCGUGUUCUUUAGUUCAACUCGUUUAUUCAAACGGCAAGUUAUAGCGUGGAGGUCRACAAAAAGAGAAGCCAAUGUCAUUGUUCAUACCUACAGAAAACCUUUUUCAUCAAAAGUUUCUAGCACCCUCUACAAGACUGAAUAUUUUUUUGAUAUGAAGACCGUGUCCGGCUGCCGGACGUUUAAUUAGUCUAGUCACUUCGUAUUUUUUUGUUCGAUAGGAAAUGAGUUGACUCGAGCUCCCUUAGUUCAAUUCGUUUAUUGGCAAAGCGAAAUUCAAUGUAGAUCGACAAAAAGAGAAGCCUAUGCCAUAGUUUAUAUCUAAAUAAAACCUUUUUCAUCAAAAGUUUCUAGCAACUGCUUGACAAGACUAAAUAAAAAUUUUUUGGGGAAUAAGUCGACUUCUUUUGAUUAGUUCAUAUUAGUUCAACUUAUUUGUUCAAAGUAAGAUUCAGCGUAGGUCAGUCAUAGCUCACACCUUACAGAAAACCAUAGUUAACGAAAUUUUCUAGCAACCGCCGCUACGACAACACUGAAAUCAAUAAAGAUUUUUAUAAGUUGAGAGUCGACUCCCUUAGUUCAAUUUGUUUAUCCAAAGCAAGAGUCAGUUUAGACCUAUACGAAGCCUUUUUGCUAAAAAUUUUAAUCUAAAGAUUUUAUCAACAUCUAGGUAAAUAAGUUGACUCCUUUUAAGAUCGAUUA